UCUGUUCACAAGUUUUAUAGCGUUUGUUAUUACAGUUAAAGUUAUCGUUUGCGUUCAACGAUAAAUCUUUAGUGAAAAAAAGUAAAGAGGUGCAACGCUGGUGUUGAGAAAUGUAGCUGUAAUACAGAACUCUACAUAGAAUAUAUAGGAUGCUGUACAUCAUGGUGCUGGCUGCAGUAGCGGCUGCUGACGGCGACGUGUCGUGCGCGACAGCUUGUGCGCGCUGCGAUGGCAGGUCUGCUAGCGAGCUGGCCACCGUCUACUGCGCGCUUUGUCGAGAGUGUCGCGAUCGCCGGCGAGAGUGGCUGGUGACAGCGGCACCAUUUCGCCAAAGCAAGCCUUUCGGUAGCCGCAACAUGGCAGUUCGCCGAAUGGCACCCGUCCAGCCCAACCACUACAGAGAGGACGCCACCUGGAACGAACCCCGCCGACACCAGCCAGACUGCCCACCGCCACGUUACUGCGACGACGAAGAAGAGAUCGGGUACAUCAAAGUGUACGGUCUGAAGCGCUCGACGUGCCCUCCUGCACCACCCUGUGUCACGCAGACUCACGCUUCUCGUUUUACAAGAACGUACUCUUCCCGUCCUCCCACUAGAAUGACAUACACUUCCCCCCGCUCGAGACACACUCAGCCUUCAACAUCAUCCAUACAGCCGACGUACUCGAAUCAAUGUUGUCCAAUCUUUAUGCCCAUGUUACCGUAUCCGUGUGUGUGUCCACUCGGCGUAUUCGCUCCAGGCCCAGGGAUAUUUGGUGCUGGGGCACACUACCCUCGCCUAAGAGCAUUUAAGCCUGGUGGUCCGUCUGGCCCCAGCUUGGCCGCCAACGGCCACAGUCAGGCUACAAGCGAAUCAGUAGUGUCCACGACUCAAUCCACCACUCAGACCGAACCCGUGUACCUGUACAUUGGAAUACCGAAGGAAAUGAAGAACUUGGUCGAAAGCCAAAGAUAGAUACCAUUAAAUUAUUUCGUUUAAUGAAUAACAAUAGAUAAUAAAUAAAGCCCUACUAGAAAUCUUUUUCGUAGAAUCCCUAAUUCUUCGGUACUUAACUAAAUUAAUAUUUUUGUUAUUUAAUCUAUUCCAUCGUUAGUGUAAUUAUUUUAAAUUGAAAGCUGACAAAGGCUGGUUAUUUAUGUAAAUCCUGUUGACGGCGUUUCGGGAGCCACGCGACAAACUGGCAUACGCGAGGAACCGCGGAGUCAAAGCUGAUUUAAUUAUGAUAUUGUUUAUCCGAAACACGUCGUUUCUUGACAGCUUACGGCUUAUACUAAUUUAAUUUCGGUUAAUUUA
Molecule: messenger RNA, 1295 nt
Organism: Aricia agestis (brown argus)
Lineage: Eukaryota; Metazoa; Arthropoda; Insecta; Lepidoptera; Lycaenidae
Exons: 3
Coding region: 150-956 (268 amino acids)
Source: RefSeq, a predicted model, not a curated record